Penaeus indicus is the source of this 1893-nucleotide messenger RNA. RefSeq names its product UTP--glucose-1-phosphate uridylyltransferase-like. The transcript is spliced from 11 exons. Lineage: Eukaryota; Metazoa; Arthropoda; Malacostraca; Decapoda; Penaeidae. Gene Ontology annotation, cellular component: cytoplasm. Gene Ontology annotation, molecular function: UTP:glucose-1-phosphate uridylyltransferase activity. The coding region runs from base 33 to 1556 and encodes 507 amino acids. Gene Ontology annotation, biological process: UDP-alpha-D-glucose metabolic process; glycogen metabolic process. The record is from RefSeq and is a predicted model, not a curated record.
GUUGAACAUUUUUGUGGAGAGUGAAACCAAACAUGAUACAAUCAUAUUCCCCACAGGUGUUUGGUCACCAGAGAUCUCCCUCCAUGGAGUUCAAGGAGCUGACAAAGAAGGAUGCACAAGUGCAGCUAGCACAUGAAUUGCAGAAGUUGACAAACACAUGUCAGGCCCAGCUCAAAGAAACCACACAGAAAGAUUUUGAGGGCUUUGAAAAGCUCUUCAGCCGUUUCAUCAAUGAGGUUGGACCGUCAGUUGAAUGGGAUAACAUCCAGAAACUGCAUGAUGGAGCUGUACGGAAAUAUUCUGAGCUAUGUGGACCAGAUUCGUCCCAUGCUCGAGACAUGCUCAACAAGUUAGUCGUGGUGAAACUGAAUGGUGGCCUGGGUACAUCUAUGGGGUGUCAGGGCCCAAAAUCCAUCAUCCCUGUACGCUCAGAAUUAACUUUCCUUGACCUUACUGUGCAACAAAUUGAACACCUGAAUAAGACGUAUGGUUGUGAUGUGCCUCUUGUACUGAUGAACUCCUUCAACACUGAUGAAGACACGCAGAAGGUCAUCCGCAAGUAUCAGGGAUUUCAGGUAAAAACAUACACUUUCAACCAAUCCAGGUACCCACGUAUCAAUAAAGAAUCUUUGAUGCCAAUUGCCAAGACUUGCAGUGUUGAAUCUGAUUUGGAAGCGUGGUAUCCUCCUGGUCACGGUGACUUCUAUCAAUCAUUCAAAAACUCUGGACUUUUGCAAGAGUUCAUCAGUCAGGGCAAAGAAUAUGUCUUCAUCAGUAACAUUGACAACUUGGGAGCAACAGUUGAUCUCAACAUUCUCAACUUCCUUCUUGGUGGUGACAAUAGUGGACACUGUGAGUUUCUGAUGGAGGUUACAGACAAGACAAGGGCUGAUGUUAAGGGUGGUACCUUGAUCCAGUAUGAUGAUAAGUUGAGAUUGCUUGAGAUUGCCCAGGUUCCUAAGGAGCAUGUUGACGAUUUCAAGUCUGUCAAGACUUUCAAGAUCUUUAACACCAAUAAUUUGUGGAUUAAAAUUGAGGCAAUUGACCAAAUUCUAAGUGAAGGCACAAUGGACAUGGAAGUAAUCAUAAAUAACAAGACACUUGAUAAUGGUUUCAACAUCAUUCAAUUGGAACAGGCUGUUGGAGCUGCCAUAAAAUGCUUCAAUGGAUCAAUUGGUAUCAAUGUACCCCGCUCAAGGUUCUUGCCAGUGAAAAAGACAGAUGACCUGCUGUUAGUUAUGAGCAAUCUUUACAAUCUGCAGUACGGAACUUUAGCCAUGUCACCCCUGCGUAUGUUUGAUACAACUCCAUUGGUCAAACUUGGCCCCAACCACUUUGGCAAAGUUAAGGAAUUCCUCAAAAGGUUUGCUUCAAUCCCUGAUAUGUUAGAACUGGAUCACUUAACUGUGUCGGGCGAUGUGACAUUUGGCAAAGGAGUUGUUCUCAAGGGCACGGUGAUCAUCAUAGCCAACCACGGAGAUCGUAUUGACAUCCCUCCAGGUGCCAUCUUGGAAAAUAAAAUUGUCUCUGGAAACUUGCGAAUUUUGGACCAUUAGAGGAGGCCAUAAUCGCCAACGAAUUCCUUAUUCCUAUUUUUUCUUUCAUUUUCAUGUUAUGUAUUGUAAAUAAUGUUCUUGUUAGAAUGUAAUGAGAGUUGAUUUAUGAUAUGGUGAUAACAUGAAUCUUUUAAGAAACAUCACUGCUGUUUGGUUUGUAAAAGCUUUUAUCACAUUUAUUGUUUUUUUUUUAUAACCACUCUUUACAUAUCUAAAACAAACACACACACACACACACACACACACACACACACACACACACACACACACACACACACACACACACACACACACACACACACACACACACACACACACACACACACACACACACACA